Achroia grisella is the source of this 675-nucleotide messenger RNA. RefSeq names its product cingulin-like. The transcript is spliced from 6 exons. Bases 1 to 675 code for a protein of 224 amino acids. The record is from RefSeq and is a predicted model, not a curated record. NCBI's taxonomy places the organism in Eukaryota, Metazoa, Arthropoda, Insecta, Lepidoptera, Pyralidae.
AUGUUUUCUCCAGAGGAACAACAAAUUGAAAUAUGUUUACUGAAAUCUAAUCUAGAAAAAAUUGAAGAUGAUAUAGUUGUACAAAAUUCUGCACUGCCGAAUUUAGAUGCGGAAAAUGAACAAAAGUAUCGCGACACAAUGACUGCGUUGCGAAUAGCACGCUCUUUAAAUGCCGAAAGAGAAAGGCUUAAUCAAGAAAAUGUGAAAUUAACAGCGCGGCGUAUGCAGCUAAAGAGGCAAUGUGAGGCCAUAACUAAAGAGCUGGAAGUAGCGAGAGGAAAGCGCAGCGGUCUCGUUGAUUUAUUGAAACGCGAAGAACAAGAAAUGGAAUUGCAAAUUUGUAACUAUGAAGACUCGUUACGUGCUAAGGCACAUCGAUUCAGAACGUCUUGUAAUUACUACAAUGAAUUAGAAAUAGAGAAUGAGAUGAAGAAAGUGAAUGCGACCAUUGCGGAAUUGCAAAAUGAAAUGAAAAAUCGUCAGUGCGUCGUCGAAGAAUUAAAAAAUCAGUUAGAUGCCCUGCAUCCUGACGUACCAGAAAAUCUACUAGAAAUAAUAGGAAAAACGGAGUUAGAAGAAGAGCUAAAUAAUGUUAUAAAAAAACUGGAAGUCCUAACUGAACAACGAAUGCAGUUACUCAAUUCCCAUAAUACAGAUGCAGUUGUGAAUCAAUAG